Neospora caninum is the source of this 4227-nucleotide messenger RNA. RefSeq names its product putative M16 family peptidase. The record is from RefSeq and is a predicted model, not a curated record. The transcript is spliced from 11 exons. Gene Ontology annotation, molecular function: metal ion binding. The coding region runs from base 1 to 4227 and encodes 1408 amino acids. Lineage: Eukaryota; Apicomplexa; Conoidasida; Eucoccidiorida; Sarcocystidae.
AUGAAGCAGGGGACGAUCCGUUCGCGGAUUGGGCUCACAGGAGUUUUUCUCCUCCUGGCUGCCUGGAGCGUUGCUAGCCCUAUAGAUGGUUCAAGACGUCAGAUCUUGCUUGAUCGUCUUCCUAUCUUAGCCCGGCUACGGCGCGGCAGUUCCCUCAUUGAGUCCGGCACUUCCGGGCCGGAUCCCUCUCAGCGCCUCACGAGAACGGAUAAAAUACGGAAGCCGAGAAGCGACAGGCGAAGCUAUCGCUAUGUGGAGCUGCCUAACGAGUUGCGCGCUCUCCUCGUUUCAGAUCCGGAAUGCGAUGAAGCAGCUGCGUCGAUGCGUGUGGGUGUAGGCUCCACGUCGGACCCCCCCGAUAUCCCUGGCCUUGCUCAUUUUACAGAACACAUGCUGUUUCAGGGGUCCAAGCGAUUCCCCGGUACGCAUGACUUUUUCGACUUUGUUCACGAUCAUGGAGGUUAUACAAAUGCCUUCACAAGCAAGUUUUCAACGGUCUUCUCCUUUUCCAUCGGCCCCCAGUUUCUCGAACCGGGACUUGACCGUCUGGCCGACAUAUUCUCAGCCCCGCUGCUGAAAGACGAAAACCUGCUCAAGGAAGUCAACGCUGUUCAUUCAGAGUACAUUGUUGAUCUCACCGAUGACAAUCAUAGAAAGCAUCACCUCAUUCGGCAGACAGCAAGCGGCGGUCCGUUGUCGAACUUCACCGUCGGCAACCUCGAGAGCCUCGUCGAGCGCACGAAGCAGCAGGGUAUCGACCCAGUGAAAGCCAUGCGCCAGUUCCACAAUAGAUGGUACUCCUCAAAUCUCAUGACGCUGGCUGUAGUCGGUCGAGAGUCUCUGGAUAUCCUCGAGAGCCACGUACGCCAGCACUUCAGUAAUGUUCCCAAUGGACGCGUCACCGCACCUGUCUUCGAAGAAUGCUCUGAAACUUUCGUUCCUCUUGCCCCGAACGAACUUGGCACUCAGGUUAAUGUGAGCUUAACUGAAGAAGGACGGUCCAAGGACAGCGUCUAUAAAAUCGGCUUGAGGCUUUUCACCUUUCUUCGAAACCUUGGCGCUGCUCGUCCUGAGCGCUGGCGUGUGACGGAGAUGGCCAAGAUUCGCCAACUUGGAUUUACGUUCGCCGAUAUGCCUGAUCCGUAUGCAUUAACUGUCAGAGCUGUGGAAGGGUUGUACUACUACACGCCUGAGGAAGUGAUGGCUGGUGACCAGCUUAUCUAUCGGUUCGAUCCCACCCUCGUUCAGCAAUAUCUGCAGAAGUUCCUGGUGCCCGACAACGUCCGCCUCUUUAUUUUUGACAAGAAGCUUGCCGCAGGUGCAUCCCGUGAGGAGUACUGGUUCAAGAUCAAGCACAUGGUUGAGCCCAUAUUGGAACCUGUCUUGAAAACAUGGAAGGAUAUCAGCAAAUCUCCUUUAGACAUGGUACAGAAAAUAAUGGAGAUGGGCCGUAUGGCGCUUCCUGCUCCGAAUCGAUAUCUGCCCAAUAAUGUAGCCGUGCUUCACCCGCCUGUUUCCGCGGAAAGCCGUAGAGAGACGGGCACCUUUCCGGAACCUCUCGUCUUUCCCGAGGACCACGCCUGCUCCAAUAAAUGCACUGUCUUUCACAAGCAAGACACCACAUUCGGUUCUCCGAAGGCCGUUGUCGAACUUCAAAUGUAUUACACUGGAAACCAUCCGGACGACGUCCGAGAGCGCAUCCUGACUACGCUGUACGUGCUGAGCAUAAAGCUCGCCCUGCGUGAGCGGUUCUCCGAUGCACAUAGAGGAGGCUUAUCUCUUGGCCUGUCUAGUGGCGUGACUUUGGGGUCCCCCACCCUUCCGACUGUGAAACGGCAGAAGGUGCUGACACUCUACGCAGCAGGCUUCUCGGAUAAACUCGAUUACUUUUUUCGAGCAGUCGCAAAGAAUCUAGCUGCCGCGGAGAGUGCUUCAGAUGAAAACAGGACAAGUCCUUCGCCUACGGCUCUUGGUGUCACUGUGUCUCAUGGCCUGAGACAAGCGGUGCACUCCAAAAUCACCCUCCCUUCGAGUGUCCUGUCUUCGGUCCAUUCAAGCCGUUUAGACAGCACCGCGGUUCGCUUUCCUGGAGGCGGCGGUCUUGCGCGUCGAACCCUCCUGCACUCCCAGAUUACGACCCUGCAGCAGAAACCGGCAUCUGUGGCUCUGACUGUGAUGAGAAGUCCCAUAACAAAUGUGGGAAUCCCUGUUUCUCGAUCGCGCCAAGGCGGGGACACUGGAAGCGCGGCUGCCGGAGGCAGUUUUACUGGAGAGAAACCCCUUCUGGAAAAGCGGUUCGUAAAAUUAGCUCUGGACAGCUUGCGGACGCAACUGCGAGUUACGACCUUCAACCGAAGUCCCUUGCGGCAAGCAAACGACGCUGUUUUGGAGCUGGUCAUGCAUCCAUACAUUCCAGUGCACAAGGUGUAUGCUGCCUUUCUGGAAAUGGAAAAGGAGUAUCGGACUUUGGACACGAUCUUUGAAGAGGUUGCAGACUGGGGGAAAAAGAUAUGGAAUGAAGCUGCCAUCGAGGGGCUCGUCCAGGGAAACAUUUCCUCUGAAUCAGCAGCACAGCUUGUGGGAGACGUGAUUUCCCUGCUUCCACUCAAGAACAUCGUUUCGGCCGACUCCAUUGCAAAACCCACAAUUUCUCCGCUGUCUUCCCUGGGGGAAGCAAGUUCCGCUGUAUCCGACUCCUCCCCACAACGGCUGUCUGUCGUUUCCGACACGCCUACAUCGAACGACACAGCAUAUGUGCCGUCCUCCGAAAACCAAACGCCAGCGUCAACUGGGCAUGCGCCUUCUGUCGUUUUUAGAGGCCCGCCUCUCGCCGAACGUAUCCUGAAGGCUCUGCCACCCUUUGGUAAAGUACGAGCUAUACGGAGGCGCUGGGAAGUGAGGGGCGCAAACGCACACAGUUUGCAGUAUAGGCCCUUGAGGUUUUCAAGUGCCUGGUUGAAUCCGAACCCAACUGAGGAAAGACGAAUCUUGCUGCGACGGGUACUGAGGAGGAGGUUGGCGGCAAUGAGGCAGAAGGCGCAAACGGACACACAACAGAACCCGUUCGUUGUCUUCGCGUUCCGCCGGCCUCCCACCGUGGCGCGGCGUCUACGCAUAGCACAAGGUCGCUCCUUUCUGCAGAGCCAAGGUGAAGUUUCGAAAGGGUCCGAGGACCCUGCCGCCGGUGAAGCGGGCGACGGCCCGUGCGCAGAAGGUGCAUGUGCUCAGAGGCUGUGCAGAGGCAGCGAAUGUCAGCAAACGCCUAAACGGGCCUCCGAAAGUCCGUGCACAGGGGAGGCGUGCAGAGGAUCCCCUUGUACUUCCCUCGAAUGCCAGCGAUCACCUUCGAGUAAAGCUGAGCAGCCCUGCACGGACAACGACUGCUCUGGCCCAUGCCGGGGACCAGGGUGCUCGUCCGCAGCAGCCUCUCAACUAUCCGAUUGCACCGAAGCGGAGUGCGGCAGGACUUGUCCUGGCUGCAAGCAUCUAGAAGAGAAAUCGCUUCACCUGCGUUCUAAAAGGAAGAAUAUGAAUCCUAAUGACAAGAAGAACCAAGCUUAUCUUGUAAUUGAGGUGAGGCAAAUGGAAGACCGCAGAAAGCUAGUGUCACCUGUUGAGGGGAGGGACACACUCAAGAACAUCCGCGACCGGGCAAUAUUGCACAUGAUCAGCCAGUGGAUGUCUCAGCGAUUCUUCAACAGGCUUCGGACUGAGCAGCAACUGGGGUAUCUGACAGCGAUGAGAUAUAGUCGUUUGGAGGACAAAUAUUACUACGGAUUUUUCAUCACUUCAACUUAUGACCCCGCGCAAGUGGCUGACCGCAUUGUGCAGUUCAUUUACGCGGAGCGUUCCAAAGCCCUAUCACAAGAGGAGUUCGCCACGCUCCAGCGGGCGGCUAUAGAUGUUUGGAAGCAAAAGCCCAAGAACAUUUUCGAGGAAUUCAGCAAGAACCGGCGCCAGGUUAUACUGGGAGAUAGGCUCUUUGACAUCAACGAACGCAUGGUUGCUGAACUCGAGCGAGUGACUCCGGAGGAAAUUCAGAGUUUUAAGGAGAGGACGAUGUUCAACGCACCCUGGUUGCUCAUGGAAGUCUACUCUCAGCGAGAAGAACCACAGAAGCUUCCACAAGCCAGCAUUACAUCCGGCGAAGGCAGUGCCAACCCAUGGCUCGACGUUAAUCCUGAAUUGUUGUCGAAUAUCAAUGUGCCAGAGUCGGAAGAUUCUUGA